ACCGUUUCAUUAUCUACAAAUCCACUAUAUAUACUUCACUCUUUCAACUCCAUAUAUUCUCUCACAUUCCAUUACUCUUUAUCUUUAUACCCUCACCAUCCUCCACUAUUUACAGUUUUGCCACUCUGACUUUAUGUUAUUAGCUUCUUCCGGUGACCGGCGACAACACGAGAGCGCCACCGUAUCUCCAAGCUUCAUACGAUAAAAAAUCUAUAAAACAUGAAGAACGGUAACCGGAAAACAACGCCGGAAACAGAGAAGUCUCACCGGAGAAAGUUAUCAGAGAAAGCGAUGUCGUUUCACGGCAGAGGAACAACGCCGGUAUCGAAUCCAGGAGAGCUUCGAAGACCGAAAACAUUACCGGAGUUAUUCUCCACCGGUCAAAGCAUCACCGGACCGGUGACGGAAUCGUUCCCGCCGCGUCUAACGAAACUUUUACUCAACGUAACGGUGCAAGGAAGUUUAGGAGCUGUACAAAUUAUAAUCUCGCCGGAAUCCACCGUGAGUGAUCUAAUCGACGCCGCGAUUCGUCAGUAUGUUAAAGAAGCUCGCCGGCCAUUUUUACCGGAAUCUGAACCGUCAAGAUUUGAUCUUCAUUAUUCUCAGUUUAGUCUUGAAAGUAUUGGAAGAGAGGAGAAGCUGAUAUCGCUUGGGUCGAGGAACUUUUUCUUAUGUGGCCGGAAAGAGACCGGAGGCUUUAUCGGCGGUGGUUCAUCAUCGGAAUCUUGUUCAAAGGAAGCUGAGAAAGUGGCUAAAACUGGUUUUCAUUGGCUCAAAUUUAUGGGAUUCUAGAAGUUUUUAAUCAUUUUGGAUUAUUGCUUUUUUCGAAUUAGUUCCAUUUUUAGGAAAAGGAUAUAUAAAUUUGGUAAUCUGUAUAUAUUUUCUAUGUAGAAACGCCUUAUAUAUCCGAGAAUAGGCGUUUGGAGCUUGCUGCAGUUGUUUUGGAUACGGUAACAGGAGCUAAAGAUAGAUUCUCAUGGGCAGCGACGACUAAUGGGAAAUUUACUGUUAAAUCAGCUUAUGAGCUGAUAACAAGAGAUGAAUAUCCAAGACAGCAUAUGGAUAAGUUUUACGAGCGGUUGUGGAAGGUAAUUGCACCAGAAAGAGUACGUGUGUUCUUAUGGCUGGUUGGGAAGCAAGUGGUUAUGACUAAUGUGGAGAGAUUCAGGAGACAUUUGUGUGACACCGAGAUUUGUCAGAUUUGCAAGAAUGGUGUGGAGUCCAUUAUUCAUGUGCUCCGUGAUUGUCCAGCGAUGGCAGGAAUUUGGAUACGC
Molecule: messenger RNA, 1274 nt
Organism: Arabidopsis lyrata subsp. lyrata
Lineage: Eukaryota; Viridiplantae; Streptophyta; Magnoliopsida; Brassicales; Brassicaceae
Exons: 2
Coding region: 220-792 (190 amino acids)
Source: RefSeq, a predicted model, not a curated record